Molecule: messenger RNA, 762 nt
Organism: Nannospalax galili (Upper Galilee mountains blind mole rat)
Lineage: Eukaryota; Metazoa; Chordata; Mammalia; Rodentia; Spalacidae
Exons: 6
Coding region: 1-762 (253 amino acids)
Source: RefSeq, a predicted model, not a curated record
AUGGCUUACUGUGGACAUGAUGUUAGUACUUCCUUUGUGAUUAUUAUGCCCAGAGGGAUAUCUGACAAACAAAAGGAGUGGACUUCUGCCCAAGUAAAGGAGGGAGCCCAAGCCAGGGCUACCUCCUGCUGGAGCUGGGUAUGGGGAGAGGAGCAGAGAGAAAAUCAGAAUGAAGACUCUGAGUUGGGACUGGACACUUUCACAGUCAUCAAAGCUGUUCCUGCCCAGAUGCUCUGGUCUGCCCAGGCGCCCACAGACCUCACUCCUCCUGUACCACCAACUGCCGAUGAUGACACUGUGUUUCUCGGUGUUGUCCCUUCCCCUGAUGCUGAGCUCACUAGCAUGGCGUCUCCGCAGAGCCACGAUGCUGACAGCUGCUCUAAUCUCAUGGAGGAGACGAAAACUUUCUCAUCAACUGAGAGCCUGCGACAACUUUCUCAACAGCUCAAUGGUCUUGUGUCUGAGGUACCACAGGAGGGGCCCAGAAAGCAAAGCAGGUGGAGGGGCCAGAAACCGCUGGGAAUGAUCACCGAGGCAGGGGUUCCCAGGAGACAGAUUCAGGAGAACCUCUUCAAACCUGCCCAGCUGGUUUGCCAGAGGAGCUGGACCUGUUUUGCCAUCUUAGGGCUCUUUUGGCUUCUGAUUUAUCAGGAGCUCAAGAAGUACAUGGAGGAGUCAGAGCUUAAUUUCUUAGUCAGCCUCUACUACCCCUCAGCAUCUUCAUCCACAGUCUCUGGCCAGGCCAAACCUCCUUUGGUGUGA